This is a messenger RNA of Coregonus sp. 'balchen', 3936 nucleotides long. The record is from the annotation of a GenBank genome assembly. NCBI's taxonomy places the organism in Eukaryota, Metazoa, Chordata, Actinopteri, Salmoniformes, Salmonidae.
AAACCGUUCAUUCCAUGCCAACAACGGAGCCUCUACCUAACCUGGAAAUACAAACUCACUAACAAGCGAGUUAUCCGUGCAACGCUGCCAGGUGAGCAUUCACUGUCACCUUUGGUUCGCCUACAUUUGGGAUACUUUUGAGAACAACUUCUUGUCUUUUACUUCUGUACAGGCCAGAAAGGUUCUAUGUUAUUCAAGGUCACUGUCAUUGUGAAUAUCAAACUAAUCUUAGACACAAGAAGAGUAGCCAACGAGGAAGAGCCAGUACAGGAGUAUGGUGAGUCUUGAACAUUCUUCCACCAUUUGUUUCACACAUUUCCAUUGUGCAUAUCAAAAGUUGUUCCUCACUAGCUAUAGCCUUAAGAAGUUGAUGACAUAUGAAAAUCAUACAGCUGAGCAAUGUUAUGCACAGUCUUAGUCAACUUAUAAAACAGGUUUCCACAAUUCAAAAUGGCUGACCUCCUCUCUGUUCCCUUCCAGACGACGCCCUGCCCACAUGGAGACCCUGCGCAAGCUGGCAAGCGGUAGGAAGAUUCUGGACAUCGAGGUGUACUCCAGCCACUCCAAGGUCUACGUGGCAGUGGACUCUACAUGGCAGUGGACUCUACAUGGCAGUGGACUCUACAUGGCAGUGGACUCUACAUGGCAGUGGACUCUACAUGGCAGUGGACUCUACGUGGCAGUGGACUCUACGUGGCAGUGGACUCUACGUGGCAGUGGACUCUACGUGGCAGUGGACUCUACAUGGGCAGUGGACUCUACAUGGCAGUGGACUCUACGUGGCCGUGGACUCUACAUGCAGUGGACUCUACGUGGCAGUGGACUCUACGGUGGCAGUGGACUCUACGUGGCAGUGGACUCUACGUGGCAGUGGACUCUACGUGGCAGUGGACUCUACGUGGCAGUGGACUCUACGUGGCAGUGGACUCUACGUGGCAGUGGACUCUACGUGGCAGUGGACUCUACGUGGCAGUGGACUCUACGUGGCAGUGGACUCUACGUGGCAGUGGACUCUACGUGGCAGUGGACUCUACGUGGCAGUGGACUCUACGUGGCAGUGGACUCACGUGGCAGUGGACUCUACGUGGCAGUGGACUCUACGUGGCAGUGGACUCUACGUGGCAGUGGACUCUACGUGGCAGUGGACUCUACGUGGCAGUGGACUCUACGUGGCAGUGGACUCUACGUGGCAGUGAACUCUACGUGGCAGUGGACUCUACAUGGCAGUGGACAGCACCACUGUAAGUAGGGAUUUCACUAUUCGGUUACCCUUUUUACACUACUGAGCCAAGCUGUACUGGGCUGGCCUAGUUACACAUCCACCAUAGUUCAUUCCAUUCAGUGCAUGUCUUGCGCUUAAAGUUGUUUGUGUGUGUGUACAGGAGCCCAUGGAUGUGGUGGAGCUGUUUGGACUGAAGGGGGUUCAACACACUCCCAUCAGCAUCAAGAAUGCCAGAGUAUCACAUGUGAGAUGUCGGUCAGCCAACACACUCCUCACCCUCCGAGCAGCCGCCAUCAGAGACACAGACCAACUGAAACACUGUCAUUAGUCAACUAGAAAUAACUUAUUUUCUCUAUGAGACGGACUGUUUCAGCAAAGCAGCAAUAUCAUAAGGACUGGUUUAUAUAACAUGAACUCCUGUCAGACACCAACCAACAACACAAUUAAUGGCAAUGUUGUGUUGUAAUGCACAGUGUUUUGGUAUCACUCAACCACUCACUACCACCUCUUUCUCCUCUCUCAGCACUACAAAGCCAGUCUGACUGCAACCUUCAACCUACACCCAUUGAGUAUUUUCAUCUUUCCGUCUACCUCCACCUGGUUAUGUGGUUGUUAUGUGGUUGUUACAGUAUGUGGUUGUUAUGUGGUUGAUAUAUGGUUGAUUUGCAGGAUACCAACUUUGCCAUAGGCCUGGAGGAAGACCUGGAUAUCUCCAUAGAUUUAUUCAGGUAAGAUGCCUAUAGUUUUAGAUUGAUGGAAGCUUUAACUAUACAACAUAUAGAGGGGUACAUAUAUAUAUGUAGAAUAUGUCCUCAAAAUAACUGUCUGUGUUUCUUCAAUCUCAGAGUAAAGAUAAUUGGAAGAUCUUCAAUGAGUUGAAUGUAGCCAAGCAUGUGCUUUAGUAUGAAUAAUACCAUGAAUGACCAGAAGGGGGCAGCAGAUCCACAUGCUUCCUGCUGUUGUAACUCACUGGGACACUCAUUCUCCAUUGUGUGCCCCAAGCCUUCAAUGUAUUUACUGUUGAACAGGUACUACUUCUCCAGUUGUGCUCUCUGUCCUCUAUAAACUAAUGACAUCAAAUGCUUUAGAAACAUUUGGACGAUUGGGCCGACUGAUUUCAAUGCGUGUUUACCCUCGCAAACAUGCCCUUUUGAAAUGACAUUUAGCCAAUCAACUAGGAAUCAGACAAAUCAAAGCUGUGUACAAACAGGGAAAGACCAGCAAGAACUGGUAGAGGUAGAUAGCCAAGUUCAAUUGUCACCUUACAGGAAUGGAAUGUAUUAUAGUAGAGUAACAUAGUCUUGAAUUAACUUUAAAGAUUUCCAGCAUGAAAUUAAGCUAUCCAAGUAUUGUUGGUGAACUGAUGCUGUUCUGGUGGUGACAUCAUGUUUAUUGUUGUUGAUGCUGUCCAGUUUCCUGAGCCAGACCUGAACGAGGAUGACAGCCUGUACUGCAUCUCAGCCUGGAACGACCAGGUCAGUCCGUGUCCUGUCUCCACCUCUCACUUUAACACCUCUACACCCUUAAACACUUUCCCUUCGUUGCUGUAAUGUGUGGAAAUUAUGUGCUUAUGUAAAAUCUGUUGUAAUUCUGCUGUGCAGGAUUAUGAGCACACAGCAGAGGAACCCGCCCUGCUCUACAGUGGAGAGUGUGCUUAUGUAGUGUAUGUGUUACAACAGGGCUAUGAACACAGCGGAGGACCCGGCUCUGCUCCACAGAGUGGCCUUGGCUGGGUGCUGAAGAAGAGCCUCUACAAGUAUGACCUGACGCCUGAGAAGGUGUGGGUGUUUCUAUCACUCAAUAUUCAUUGUGUAAUGAUAACAUGUGUGUUUCUGAAACUAAUAUUUUUUCAGUGUCUGUGUAGCUGUGGGACUGGGACAUGUGGAUGCGUAUGCCAGAGCAGAGGAAAGGCAGAGAGUGUAUCAUCCUUAACGUGUCCUGCUCCUACCACAUUGGCAUCAUCGAGCUCAACAUGAACGGCUAAUUCCACGUAAGGCCCUCUUCUUCACUACUAGCACAGGGUCAAUCAUAAAGCCCAUUGUCUUACCUUCAGAGCGCGACGACUCUGUCUGCGCUGAUGGCAACGGGGUCGAGUUAGGAUGAUGCCAUCUGUCGGAAGACAAUGUUAUAUAGCCUGAACGGACUGUAUUAAAGGCUGAUUGUGUUAGUCUUACCUGUCCGAGUGUUUCAUCCCCUAUAGGAAGUGUAUUUCAAGAAGCCCAGGCUCAACACGGUACCUAACGUCCAGAUGAAGAAUGUAGAUGGCUCGAAAAAAGAUGCCUAUGAGCUGGAGAUUGGGAACUUACUGAAGUGAGUGAGAAUGUAUCUGAUGUACACUACCGGUCCAAAGUUUUAGAACACCUACUCAUUCAAGGGUUUUUCAUUUUUUAAAACUAUUUUCUGCAUUGUAGAAUAAUAGUGAAGACAUCAAAACUAUGAAAUAACACAUAUGGAAUCAUGUAGUAACCAAAAAAGUGUUAAACAAAUCAAUGUGUGUCUAAUAUAACUGUUAUUCUGUCUGUUGUGCUCAGGGAGGCUGAGGUGGGAUGUCUAAUAUAACUGUUAUUCUGUCUGUUGUGCUCAGGGAGGCUGAGGUGCUGGGCCACAAUAAGAACCCAUGUGAGGACUCAUCCCUGAUGCAGAGGGGAAGACCUACGUCAUGUACGUCAAGACAGAGCUGGAGACUGAUACCUUCACCUGGACUGAGCUCGCCA